AUGUACCGGGGCCUUACCCCAGUUUACUGUGAUGUUCCCCGCUACACUGCUGUGGAGCACCAGGCAGCUGUAGUGUUGGGUGUACUGGGCUCCCUGUGGGAGAGUCAGGCUUUUCCUCAGCUGGUACGAACCGUCUCCGUUGGGCAGCACCUCCCCACUGCUCACCCCGUCCACCAGGGGAAGUCCCUCUGUCCCCAGCCAUUCCACCUGCACCGCCCGAGGGUAGAACCCUGUCACAUGACACGUGACCUCCACCUCGGAGUUGCCAUGAGGCAGUCUCUCAAACAGACUCACCCCAGGGACUUAAGAGAGGAAAAUUUUUGAUGAACACAUUUGGUCUGCGUUUCCACUGCAAGGGACAUCUCGACAUUACAAACAUGUGCUGUUUGUUUACUAGACUAGAGGAAUUCUGUCUGCAAAAUAUCACAUCUCGAAUAACAUACAAUACCAGUGAAAAGUUUGGACACAUCUACUCAUUCCAGGGUUUUUCUUUAUUUUUUUUACCAUUUUCUACAUUGUAGAAUAAUAGUGAAGACAUCAAAACUAUGAAAUAAUUUGUGGAAUUUCUUUCCUUCUUAAUGCGUUUGAGCCAAUCUGUUGUGUUAUGACAAGGUAGGGGUGGUAUACAGAAGAUAGCCAUAUUUGGUAAAAGACCAAGUCCAUUAUGGCAAGAACAGCUCAAAUAAGCAAAGAGAAACGACAGUCCAUCCUUACUUUAAUACAUGAAUGUCAGUCAAUACGGAACAUUUCAAGAACUUUUAAAGUUUCUUAAAGUGCAGUCGCAAAAACCAUCAAGCGCUAUGAUGAAACUGGCUCUCAUGAGGACCGCCACAGGAUAGGAAGACCCAGAGUCACCUCUGCUGCAGAGGAUAAGUUUAUUAGAGUUACCAGCCUCAGAAAUUGCAGCCCAAAUAAAUGCUUCACAGAGUUCAAGUAACAGACACAUCUCAACAUCAACUGUUCAAAGGUGACUGCGUGAAUCAGGCCUUCAUGGUCGAAUUGCUGCAAAGAAACUACUAAAGGACACCAAUAAUAAGAAGAGACUUGCUCCGCAUGUGUGGUUCCCACAGUGAAGCAUGGAGGAGGAGGUGUGAUGGUGCUUUGCUGGUGACACUGUCUGUGAUUUAUUUAGAAUUCAAGGCACACUUAACCAGCAUGGCUACCACAGCAUUCUGCAGCGAUAAGCCAUCCCAUCUGGUUUGCGCUUAGUCGGACUAUCAUUUGUUUUUCAACAGGACAAUGACACAACACACCUACAGGCUGUGGAAGGGCUAUAUGACCAAGAAGGAGAGUGAUUGAGUACUGCAUCAGAUGACCUGGCCUCCACAAUCCCCCGUCCUCAACCAAAUUGAGAUGGUUUGGGAUGAGUUAGACCACAGAGUGAAGGAAAAGCAGCCAACAAGUGCUCAGCAUAUGUGGGAACUCCUUCAAGACUGUUGGAAAAGCAUUCCAGGUAAAGCUGGUUGAGAGAAUGCCAAGAGUGUGCAAAGCUGUCAUCAAGGCAAAGGGUGGCUACUUUGAAGAAUCUCAAAUAUAAAAUAUAUUUUGAUUUGUUUAACACUUUUUUGGUUACUACAUGAUUCCAUAUGUGUUAUUUCAUAGAUAUUUUCAUACAAUGUAGAAAAUAGUAAAAAUAAAGAAAAACCCUUGAAUGAGUAGGUGUGUCCAAACUUUUGACUGGUACUGUAUAUAGCUAGCGUUCUGGGUCAAUGAUUUGGUUUAAAUCGAAAGGAGAACAUACAGUUGGAGUCGGAAGUUUACAUACACCUUAGCCAAAUACAUUUAAACUCUGUUUUUCACAAUUCCUAACAUUUUUACUAAUCCUAGUAAAAAUUCCCUGUCUUAGGUCAGUUAGGAUCACCACUUUAUUUUAAGAAUGUGAAAUGUCAGAAUAAUAGUAGAGAGAAUUAUUUAUUUCAGCUUUUCUUUCUUUCAUCACAUUCCCAGUGGGUAAGAAGUUUACAGACACUCAAUUAGUAUUUGGUAGCAUUGCCUUUAAAUUGUUUAACUUGGGUCAAACGUUUCGGGUAGCCUUCCACAAGCUUCCCACAAUAAAUUGGGUGAAUUUUGGCCCAUUCCUCCUGACAGAGCUGGUGUAACUGAGUUAGGUUUGUAGGCCUCCUUGCUCGCACACGCUUUUUCAGUUCUGCCCACACAUAUUCUAUAGGAUUGAGGUCAGGGCUUUGUGAUGGCCACUCCAAUACCUUGACUUUGUUGUCCUUAAGCCAUUUUGCCACAACUUUGGAAGUAUGCUUGGGGUCAUUGUCCAAUUGGAAGACCCAUUUGCGACCAAGCUUUAACUUCCUGACUGAUGUCUUGAGAUGUUGCUUCAAUAUAUCCACAUCAUUUUCCUUCCUCAUGAUGCCAUCUAUUUUGUGAAGUGCACCAGUCCCUCCUGCAGCAAAAGUACCCACACAGCAUGAUUCUGCCACCCCCGAGCGUCACGGUUGGGAUGGUGUUCUUCAGCUUGCAAGCGUCCCCCUUUUUCCUCUGUGGUGUCCAAGUCAACGUUGCUAAUUAUGCUGUGAUGAUAAGAAGUCUGCUUACACUGUUCUUUGAUUAUAAAGAUUUAUUGUAUCAAAGUUCACAGUAUUAAUUUACAGAUAUCUGCAGUUAUAUCUGGAGAGAAACGGCCAAUCUGUUGAUCCAAUAUGUUGUCUCUCUCCCUCCCUUUGUUCAGAACCUGGUAUUUAUAUCCUAUGUAACAUAAUAUGGCGUGAUUUUAAUAAACCAAUCCCCGGCUUUCACAUAUCUCCAAAUGUCCUCUAUUCCAAUAAACCUAUGUAGCAAUGCUUUUCCAAAUGCUUCAGCAAAGCAGAGUAAAGUUAAUCUAUUACACCAUUUGCAAACAUCAGCAAAAUCAAUAGACCUUCAGACACUACACCUCCAAACAUAACGAUGGUCAUUAUGGCCAAACAGUUCUAUUUUUGUUUCAUCAGACCAGAGGACAUUUCUCCAAAAAUUACGAUCUUUGUCCCCAUGUGCAGUUGCAAACCGUAGUCUGGCUUUUUUAUGGAGGUUUUGGAGAAGUGGCUUCUUCCUUGCUGAGCGGCCUUUCAGGUUAUUUCGAUAUAGGACUCGUUUCCUCCAGCAUCUUCCCAAGGUCCUUUGCUGUUGUUCUGGGAUUGAUUUGCACUUUUCGCACCAAAGUACGUUCAUCUCUAGGAGACAGAACGCGUCUCCUUCCUGAGUGGUAUGACAGCUGCGUGGUCCCAUGGUGUUUAUACUUGCAUACUAUUGUUUGUACAGAUUAACGUGGUACCUUCAGGCGUUUGGAAAUUGCUCCCAAGGAUAAACCAGACUUGUGGAGGUCUACAAUUUUUCUGAGGUCUUGGCUGAUUUCUUUUGAUUUUCCCAUGAUGUCAAGCAAAGAGGCACUGAGUUUGAAGGUAGGCCUUGAAAUACAUCCACAGGUACACCUCCAAUUGACUCAAAUGAUGUCAAUUAGCCUAUCAGAAGCUUCUAAAGCCAUGACAUCAUUUUCUGGAAUUUUCCAAGCUGUUUAAAGGCACAGUCAACUUAGUGUAUGUAAACUUCUGACCCACUGGAAUUGUGAUACAGUGAAUUAUAAGUGAAAUAAUCUGUCUGUAAACAAUUGUUGGAAAAAUUACUUGUGUCAUGCACAAAGUAGAUGUCCUAACCGACUAGCCAAAACUAUAGUUUGUUAACAAGACAUUUGUGGAGUGGUUGAAAAACGAGUUUAUUGACUCCAACCUAAGUGUAUGUAAACUUACGACUUCAACUGUAUAUACUGAUAGCGCAACACACACCUCGUUGAGGUUUACAAAAUGUACCAGUUAAUUGGUCCCAAUAAUAAAGUGUCUAGUGUGUCCUUACCUUUGGAUUCUCGAACUGUAACACUGAACUGUAGCAGUUUCUUCAGCCAACGGAUGCAUGCAGAUUCGUAAUGAAUGACCAGCCUAACAAGAUCUUCCAAAUCUGUUUCCCUUUUUCUUUUGUAAAAUACAGCAUGGGAAACUGCAGCUGUCCAUUUUCUGGUCGAUACAUCGAAGCUGACAAAGUCCUUGCCGUCAUAUGCAUGGCUCAUAAACGCCUCUGUGGUUCCGUCUGACUUCCAUCCACAGCGUCCAUGAGCUUGGUAAAAGUGAUCUGUAUGACACAUAAAAUGACCAUAACAUAUCAGCACCAUUUACUUCAAAUAUAGGCUACUGGUUAAAAGUAUCAGCUCACAAAGGUAGGCUAAUGGCUGCAACUAAGAAGGUAUGUUUUUGGUUAUUUAACCUCUGUAUAGCCAUGCAAUUGUCAUUUAGGCCUUCAGCUCUCUGUUGCACUGUCUUGGCACACAUAUUUUGUCUUACCAUGUGAAUGAUUGUAAUGUUCACUUGUUACUCUCACAGCCGUAUCCAUUACAUAUCGAUUAAAUUUCAGAUUUCGAUUAAGCUCCUGCCAGAAUUCAAUUCCCUCAGGGUGGUUUAACCAUUCUGGCAUCACGGCCUCUUGUUCAGCACUGCUGUUGUAGUAAUAGACAAUGACAUCAUCUAUCAUUACCAACUGGAUGUUUUUCGGAUACAAGGACCCUUGGGUUGUGAUGCAGUGGCGAUGAAGAGACUGAGGGGCUGGAAGACAACACUUCAAGUUAUCGUUUCUGUAGCCUAUUUCAAUAGACAACGUUAAGACAACAUUUUGUAGUGGUUGUGUUUGCUGGGUUUAGCCUGUUGAAGCCUUUUUUUUUUUUUAAGUAUACAAAGUAAAACUGCAUUCAGUUUGUUACACUAUGAUACAACUUGGUGAGACAAGAAUGCCAAAAACACAACUCAAAUAAUGAACUCACCUACGAUGGAGAACAUCAUGAAUGAAAUUAAAAUUGUGGUUAUCAUAUUUGCAAUAACAUGUUCUCGUUGGUGUAUUCAUAAACACACAAUGUGAGCUGAAGUGAAAGUGAAAGAACUUGUGUUGACAAGUUGGGAGGGGAGGGGAGCAGAGUGUCGAACAGGGCUGGAGCAUAGAGUUAGUUAGUGGACUCAUCUUUGUAUCUAUCCCAUUAUGGCGUCUGUGAGUGCACAGACAGCCUCAUUGAGGUUAUCUCCUUUUUGAAGUAGUACAUUUUCUUCUUCUUUCGAGUUUGAAAAAAGGAUAAAGCUAAUAUUGAUGAUUUACUGCCACCUGCAGUGAUGGAGUCCUGAACCAAAUCUUGUGUGUCAUUCGUUUAUUGUGGCCACUAGAUGGCGGUGAUAUAGCAGAAGCGUCCAUGCAGCAUCUGCCCCGAGAGGUAGGGGGAGAUGAACACACACAGCUAAAUUAAUACAGCUGCAAGCAGCAAUGCUGGGGUUCAGCUGUUGGCCCACAGUGCCCCAAUCAGGACAAAUUGGACACAUCGCCCCCUGGAAUGAGAUACUUCUCAAAUACAUUUUUAUUUUAUUUUUUAUUCGUCACAUGCUUUGUAAACAACAGGUUUAGACUUACAGUGAAAUGCUUACUUACUGUACUGUUCACCACAAUGCCAAAUAUCAGAAGUCAAAAUCAAACUGGUGAUAGCCCUCAAUGGCAAUGUCCAUGCAAAAAAAGGUUAUAUCCAUGAUGAGGCCUCUAUGGGCUGGAGAGACUAGGCUGCCAAGCUACAUCCGGUUUUUGUUGUUGCAGAGUUUGAUUUGGACUGUUCUACUGUAGGUCAGUGUGAUGGGUGUAUGGACACAACUUAAGCUCGGGGCCCUGGGUCUGAACCCCGUCCUGUGCAACUGGGUCCUGGACUUCCUGACGGGCCGCCCCCAGUUGGUGAAGGCUGGAAACAACACCUCCACUUCACUGAUCCUCAACACUGGGGCCCCACAAGGGUGCGUGCUCAGCCCCCUCCUGUACUCCCUGUUCACCCAUGACUGCGUGGCCACGCACGCCUCCAACUCAAUCAUCAAGUUUGCAGAUGACAACAGUAGUAGGCCUGAUUACCAACAAUGGUGAGACAACCUACAGGGAGGAGGUGAGGGCCCUGGAGGAGUGGUGCCAGGAAAAUAACCUCUCCUUCAACAUCAACAAAAUGAAGGAGCUGAUUGUGGACUUCAGGAAACAGCAGAGGGAGCACGCCCGUAUCCACAUCGACGGGACCGCAGUGGAGAAGGUGAAAAGCUUCAAGUUCCUCGGCGUACACAUUACUGACAAUCUGAAAUGGUCCACCCACACAGACAGUGUGGUGAAGAAUACGCAACAGAGCCUCUUCAACCUCAGGAGGUGGAAGAAAUUCGGCUUCGCCCCUAAGACCCUCACAAACUUUUACAGAUGCACAAUUGAGAGCAUCCUGUUGGGCUGUAUCACCGCCUGUUACGGCAACUGCACCGCCCACAACCGCAGGGCUCUCCAGAGGGUGGUGAAGUCUGCCCAACGCAUCACCGGUGGGCACACUGCCUGCCUUCCAGGACACCUACAACACCCGUUGUCACAGGAAGGCCAUCAUACUGUUAAAUAGCCAUCACUAGCCGGCUACCACCCGGUUACUCAACCCUGCACCUUAGAGGCUGCUGCCCUAUAUACAUAGACAUGGAAUCACUGGUCACUUUAAUAAUGGAACACUAGCCACUUUAAUAAUGUUUACAUACUGCUUUACUCAUUUCAUAUGUAUAUACUGUAUUCUAUUCUACUGUAUUUUAGUCAAUGUCACUCCGACAUUGCUCGUCCUAAUAUUUAUAUAUUUCUGAGUUCCAUUCUUUUACUUUUAGAUUUGUGUGUAUUGUUGUGAAUUGUUAGAUACUACUGCACUGUUGGAGCUAGGAACACAAGCAUUUCGCUACACCACCAACAACAUCUGCUAAAUAUGUGUAUGUGACCAAUAACAUUUGAUUUGAUUUGAUGUGGUACCAGUAAAAGACACCAAACUCAAGCAACCACUGGAAAUGGAACCACUGGAAACCACUCAACCUACCACUGGAAAUGCCUUUCACAAGACACACAGGACAUAGAUGAUUGUGGCCCAGUGCAGGUUAAACACUUCUCGUGCACAAACAUAAACAUUUCAUUUUGUGGAAUAACUUAACAAAAUACAUCAUGGGCCACGAAGUACAGUUUUAUUCAAUUUCUCAUAUGAAAACCACUGUAGCUGGAAACUAUACACUGGAAAUCAGAUAAUAAUGAACAAGUUGUAGGCCUACAUGUGAUUUAUUUUUAUUGACAAUGUGCCAUACAAAUUCUUAUCCACAUCAUAUUUGCUUGAAAUAUUGUUGCUUGUUUUUUUAUGUUCUGUCUAUAAAGCUAUGAAUGUUGAUGUACAUAUUGUUGUUCUGAUCAAUGCUUCAUAUGAUAAAAGUAUUAAUUACCAUACUGAGAAUUCCCAAGCCAGCUCCCAAACCUAACAUCUAAAAUAGAACACCUAAAAAUAAAACCUGACAUCCUUGUUGGUUUAAAUUUAGACUAAACCAAUAUUUCAACACAGCAUAGUUCAGUACGUCAGUUUUCCACAGUACUCAUCCUAUCUGAAAGUGUAUGACAUGUUUCUGACAAGUCUCUGCUUUAAAUCUCCCUGUCUUGUCAUAGGCUGAGGAUAGAAGCUACGUCAACCAAGACACUAUUUAUAGCAACUGAGCAACUUUCUCUCAGUUGGAGCAAAAACAGUGACGUGUGCCUGCAGUUCCUGGUAAGUGGUGGACUGGGUCAUGCCGUGGUCAGACUUGGAAGUCACAGAGGAGGUCUCUCUGACUGCUCCUCCUCUCUUCCACAACAGACCAACAACGUCAGAAACAAUAGACAGCCAAUCACUGUUAAGAUACUGGCCCUCCAGUAGCUGGACCGGGUCUUGGGAACUGUGGACAUAGAUAUAAAGAGAAAACAGGUCAUUUCAAAGUGUUGGUCAUUUCAAAGUGACGUCCUAAAUAAUCAUUUUACCCUGAGGUGAGCGUAGGUUACACUUUUAUAUAGGAUAUUCCUCGUAGGUAACAGUCCAUUCCUUACUCAACAAACAAAUGGAAAGAUAACACAAAGGCAUGUUCCCCAGUACCGGUGCCUUACCCCAGUUUACUGUGAUGUUCCCCGCUACACUGCUGUGGAGCACCAGGCAGCUGUAGUGUUGGGUGUACUGGGCUCCCUGUGGGAGAGUCAGGCUUUUCCUCAGCUGGUACGAACCAUCUCCGUUGGGCAGCACCUCCCCACUGCUCACCCCGUCCACCAGGGGAAGCCCCUCUGUCCCCAGCCAUUCCACCUGCACCGCCCGAGGGUAGAACCCUGUCACAUGACACGUGACCUCCACCUUGGAGGGUAUCCGUAGGCCUCUGCUCUCAAUAACACCCACCUCAGGGACUGAGAGAAGACCAGGUGUGAUCAAGCCACCUCAACGUUCAUUGUGUUGUCAACAUUGUCUCUACCACUGACACAUUGACCGCUGACAUAAUUAGCAUUUGAAGAAUACUAUACUGUCUGACUGUAUGUCUGUCUACCUUUUUUGUCGUGGAUCCAAGGUGCGUACUUCAAAAUGGUCUUUAGCCUUUCGAUGCACUCAUAGUUGUAGUAGUAGUAAAGGUUCUCCAGAUCAAAUGCUCUGUUGGCUCUGCACUUCACCAAGUGGACAGCUUGAGGGACUGCAGCCGCCCAGGUCCUGGCUGGGAUGUCAAAGGUCACAAAGUCCUUCCCGUUGUAGCCAUGGCUGACAGAGGUGUGCAUUGUACCAUCAGGGUUCAGUUGGCAGUAGCCGUGAGUUUGGUAAAGCCGAGCCUGAGGAGGGGAAGCUUCAGGAAAUAGAAUAAGUAUCAUAUUUGUGGAGUUCAGGAGUGUAUGCUAAGGUGUAAAUCAAAUCAAAUCAAAUCCAAUUUUAUUGGUCACAUGCGCCGAAUACAACAGGUGCAGACAUUACAGUGAAAUGCUUACUUGUAAGUACGGUUUAUUAGGUUUCUAUGAAAUUGAAAGAAUAGAGAUUUAAAAAAUUGUGAUUUUGUAAAUAAAUAGAUUGUAAUCAUUCUAAUAUAAUGGAUAUACAAAUGCAUUGAGUUGACAGCACUCACCUGUAAGGUUAUCAUGCUGCCCAAUCGUAUUCAAGGUGGUAACCAAAAACCUGCGAAUCAUUCUGGAGACGAAGUUCAUUCGCCUCCAAUGAGAGGGACCCUCGUUGCUGCUGAGCCAAUCAGGUAUUGGGGCGUCAGCGUCCAUGUGCAUGGUGUUACUGUCAUACUGGAGGAUGGUUCUGUCAUCUACACUCCACGACCCCAUGAACUCUGGCAGACCUGCUACACCCUCUGACCCUAUGUGAUGUAGGUGGAGGACCUGAGCAUCUGCAAAACAACACAACAUGCAGAGAUAAUAUUUAAUUUCAAAUAUUUAUGCAAAGAUAUGGUUAAUAUGAUUAAUAUACAGUAAAUAGGUAAAGAAUAUCUGUCAUGUAAAUGUCCUUAAGUACACUCACCUGCAUAUAGUAUGGUAUGGCUGCAAAGCAGAGCCCAAAUCAAGAUACACUUCAUCUCAAGAUAGAUGUGUAAACCUUGAGUGUGAAGAGAUUAGGUUCUAUUCACACUUUUGUUUCUGUGGGUUUGUUGUCACAGCCUGAUUACCUUGCUGUACAACACACGGAUUGGUCUCUUGCAAAGAUUGCAUCACAGACACAGAGUGGCAUGUCAGUUUACCUAAUACACGUACAGCAGACAGGUUUAACAAGUUAGGAAUGUCACCUUCAUUUCUGUCAGGAAUCAUGCUCGCACUGUUAAACAUAACCAAUAGCAAAAAACAAAGCCCUUUUGUUUUCAAUGACAUUUAACUUUAUCAGUGCAAGGAGAUGGAAUUCAAUUCCUCCCUAUUUGUACAUUUGAUUGUUUUGAAGCCUAAGUAGAUUAUGUAAGUUAAUCAUAACUCAUCAUGCUAACUUAUUACAUUUACAUUUUCGUCAUUUAGCAAACGCUCUUAUCCAGAGCGACUUACAAAUUGGUGCAUUCACCUUAUGAUAGCCAGUGGGACAACCACUUUACAAUAUUAUUAUUAUUAUUUAUUUUUUAUUUUAUUUUUUAUUUGGGGUGGGGAAAGGGGGGGUAGAAGGAUUACUUUAUCCUAUCCCAGGUAUUCCUUAAAGAGGUGGGGUUUCAAGUGUCUCCGGAAGGUGGUGAGUGACUCCGCUGUCCUGGCGUCGUGAGGGAGCUUGUUCCACCAUUGGGGUGCCAGAGCAGUGAACAGUUUUGACUGGGCUGAGCGGGAACUGUGCUUCCGCAGAGGUAGGGGGGCCAGCAGGCCAGAGGUGGAUGAACGCAAUGCCCUCGUUUGGGUGUAGGGACUGAUCAGAGCCUGAAGGUACGGAGGUGCCGUUCCCCUCACAGCUCCGUAGGCAAGCACCAUGGUCUUGUAGCAGAUGCUGGCUUCAACUGGAAGCCAGUGGAGUGUGCGGAGGAGCGGGGUGACGUGAGAGAACUUGGGAAGGUUGAACACCAGACGGGCUGCGGCGUUCUGGAUGAGUUGUAGGGGUUUAAUGGCACAGGCAGGGAGCCCAGCCAACAGCGAGUUGCAGUAAUUCAGACGGGAGAUGACAAGUGCCUGGAUUAGGACCUGUGCCGCUUCCUGUGUAAGGCAGGGUCGUACUCUGCGAAUGUUGUAGAGCAUGAACCUACAGAAUCGGGUCACCGCCUUGAUGUUAGCGGAGAACGACAGGGUGUUGUCCAGGGUCACGCCAAGGCUCUUUGCACUCUGGGAGGAGGAGUUGUCAACCGUGAUGGCGAGAUCAUGGAACGGGCAGUCCUUCCCCAGGAGGAAGAGUAGCUCCAUCUUGCCGAGGUUCAGCUUGAGGUGGUGAUCCGUCAUCCAAACUGAUAUGUCUGUCAGACAUGCAGAGAUGCGAUUCGCCACCUGGUUAUCAGAAGGGGGAAAGGAGAAGAUUAAUUGUGUGUCGUCUGUGUAGCAAUGAUAGGAGAGGCCAUGUGAGAAUAUGACAGAGCCAAGUGACUUGGUCUAUAGCGAGAAUAGGAGAGGGCCUAGAACUGAGCCCUGGGGGACACCAGUGGUGAGAGCACGUGGUGCGGAGACAGGUUCUCGCCACGCCACCUGGUAGGAGCGACCUGUCAGGUAGGACGCAAUCCAAGAGUGAGCCGCGCCGGAGAUGCGCAACUUGGAGAGGGUGGAGAGGAGGAUCUGAUGGUUCACAGUAUCAAAGGCAGCAGAUAGAUCUAGAAGGACGAGAGCAGAGGAGAGAGAGUUAGCUUUAGCAGUGCGGAGAGCCUCCGUGACACAGAGAAGAGCAGUCUCAGUUGAAUGACCAGUCUUGAAACCUGACUGGUUUGGAUCAAGAAGGUCAUUCUGAGAGAGAUAGCAAGAGAGUUGGCUAAAGACGGCACGCUCAAGAGUUUUGGAGAGAAAAGAAAGAAGGGAUACUGGUCUGUAGUUGUUGACAUCGGAGGGAUCGAGUGUAGGUUUUUUGAGAAGGGGUGCAACUCUCGCUCUCUUGAAGACGGAAGGGACAUAGCCAGCGGUCAAGGAUGAGUUGAUGAGCGAGGUGAGGUAAGGGAGAAGGUCUCCGGAAAUGGUCUGGAGAAGAGAGGAGGGGAUAGGGUCAAGAGGGCAGGUUGUUGGGCGGCCGGCCGUCACAAGUCGCAAGAUUUCAUCUGGAGAGAGAGGGGAGAAAGAAGUCAAAGCAUAGGGUAGGGCAGUGUGAGCAGGACCAGCGGUGUCAUUUGACUUAACAAACGAGAAUCGGAUGUCGUCAACCUUCUUUUAAAAAUGGUUGACGAAGUCAUCCACAGAGAGGGAGGGGGGGAGGGGGAGGAGGAUUCAGCAGGGAGGAGAAGGCGGCAAAGAGCUUCCUAGGGUUAGAGGCAGAUGCUUGGAAUUUAGAGUGGUAGAAAGUGGCUUUAGCAGCAGAAACAGAGGAAGAAAAUGUAGAGAGGAGGGAGUGAAAAGAUACCAGGUCCGCAGGGAGUCUAGUUUUCCUCCAUUUCCGCUCGGCUGCCCGGAGCCCUGUUCUGUGAGCUCGCAAUGUGUCGUCAAGCCACGGAGCAGGAGGGGAGGACCGAGCCGGCCGGGAGGAUAGGGGACAUAGAGAGUCAAAGGAUGCAGAAAUGGAGGAGAGGAGGGUUGAGGAGGCAGAAUCAGGAGAUUGGAGGGAGAAGGAUUGAGCAGAGGGAAGAGAUGAUAGGAUGGAAGAGGAGAGAGUAGCGGGAGAGAAAAGUAGGGGCAGAGUGAGUAGUGUUGGAGGAGAGCGAGAGAGAAAAGGAUACAAAGUAGUGGUCGGAGACUUGGAGGGGAGUUGCAGUGAGAUUAGUAGAAGAACAGCAUCUAGUAAAGAUGAGGUCAAGCGUAUUGCCUGCCUUGUGAGUAGGGGGGGACGGUGAGAGGGUGAGGUCAAAAGAGGAGAGGAGUGGAAAGAAGGAGGCAUAGAGAAAUGAGUCAAAGGUAGACGUAGGGAGGUUAAAGUCGCCCAGAACUGUGAGGGGAGAACCAUCCUCAGGAAAGGAACUUAUCAAGGUGUCAAGCUCAUUGAUGAACUCUCCAAGGGAACCUGGAGGGCGAUAAAUGAUACGGAUGUUAAGCUUGAAUGGGCUAGUGACUGUGACAGCAUGGAAUUCAAAUGAGGAGAUAGACAGAUGGGUCAGGGGAGAAAGAGAGAAUGUCCACUUGGGAGAGAUGAGGAUUCCUGUGCCACCACCCCGCUGACCAGAUGCUCUCCGGGUAUGCGAGAACACAUGGUCAGACGAGGAGAGAGCAGUAGGAGUAGCAGUGUUUUCUGUGGUAAUCCAUGAUUCCGUCAGUGCCAAGAAGUCGAGGGACUGGAGGGUAGCAUAGGCUGAGAUGAACUCUGACCUUGUUGGCCGCAGAACGGCAGUUCCAGAGGCUGCCGGAGACCUGGAACUCCACGUGGGUCGUGUGUGCAGGGACCACCAGGUUAGAGUGGCAGCAGCCACGUGGUGUGAGGCGUUUGUAUAGCCUGUGCUGAGAGGAGAGAACAGGGAUAGACAGACACAUAGUUGACAGGCUACAGAAAAUGGCUACAAUAAUGCACUCUAGAGCCCAUGUCUUUGAGUAAGGUCCUUUCAGGCCGUAGUAACUUAUUGAAGGAUUGUAGUUGUCCAAACUCAACGGUAGCAGUUGGAAUGUGUCUGUCUGAGUCAAUGAGUACAUCUCAGACUCCUGCUGCUUCAGUCACACUGGCUGAACUUGGGAUAGACACCAGCGUUCAGAACACAAUGGACGGACAGACAUAUGGGAGAGAUGGGACAAACGGAAAAGCCUGGAGGGCGGAGAAAGAAAGGAUGAUGACCUGGGUCAGAAGGAGGGAUCAGCGAAGGUGAAGAUGGAGGAGAGAGGUCACUGGGGCAGCAAGACAGAGUUUCUCCUGGCCGUAGCAGGGAACGUGGUGGGUCUAGGUAACGUGUGGAGGUUCCCCUACCUCUGCUACAAAAAUGGUGGAGGUGUGUCCAUGAAGGAGAGGGUGCCAAGGUUAUUCAAAUGAUGAUCAGCUGAACAAAUGAGCAACUUAGACCAUUUAAACCCCUGUUUUUAAACCUCUGUUUGUACAGAGCCAAUGUGUGUGUUUCAUUUAACAGACCAAGUACAGAGGUCACAAGACAAAGACAAGGUAUGGGAGUAUGGUAUUUCUCCUCUUGUUUCUAUAAGGUACUGUAAUAGCUAUCAUUUUGUUCUCGAGUAUUGAUUUGGUGGUGUGUAUUUCUCAGGGGCGUUCCUGGUGCCGUACCUGGUGUUUGUGGUGCCAUGCGGGGUGCCCUUGUUCCUGCUGGAGAUGGCCAUGGGACAGUACACUCAGGAGGGGGGCAUCACCUGCUGGAAGAGGCUGUGCCCACUGGCCGAGGGUGGGCACCAUGGCAACACGAUGACACCAUGAUAUGAAGAGUGUUUGAUCCAAUAUUAUAAAGAUUGUAAAUUGUAUGAGAGAGCGAGGAAAGCCAUGUGUUCGUAGUAUCACGAGUGAGUACUAGAAGGUCAGUGUGCCAAGAUAGAUUGGGGGGCCACACGAAACCAAGGAAAGGAAUGAUAUGGGCGUAGUUGAGUGACAAAUCAAUUAUGGUUAGCAACUGGAUAAGACAAAAGUAGACUGGAAGAGCACUAUAUAGGCUGAGAGAGAGUCACAUGAUAAGAGGCAAAGCACGUUAAUCUUAUUAUGUGAUCCAGUACUGAAUAAAUGUAGAGUCAAACUUCCAUCUGAGUGUCUGCUGCUUUCUCUUACAUCCUGCACUUAUUCAUACCAGAAACUCAUCAUAACACACCACCACCCACUGAGGAGUCACAUAGAAACAGGGCUGUAGACAGGACAGGCAGAAGGACAUAUGAAUACAUGAUGCUCAAACAAUUUAAAUUCAUCUGAAUUGGAAUGACGAACAGUGCAAUAAGGGUGGAUUUCCAAUUAAUCCUAAGUAAUGUAAUCCAAAUUGAAUCCAAUGUCUGAAUUUAAAAAAAAUAAUUGACCCAAACUCCUGACUACAACUGAAAGGAAAUCCCUCCCACAAUAGGACAUGUACUACUCUUUGUCACUGAGACAUCCAUGGCCUAGCUGUCUUCAGUAGAGCAGCUGUCAGCAAAGUCAAUGCUUUUUGAAGAGAUGGAAGAUGGGUAGGACUCUCACCCUGGGAUGGUGUUGGAAGGUGUCUUCUGUUUGUCUGAGCCUUGUUCCCCAACCUUUGGCAGAAAGAAAGUGUGGUAAUUCACUCUUGAUAAAGUUAGGGUUAGUUUAACAGCUGUCCAUUUGGGACCAUGCGAAAAUUAUCUGGUUGUACAGUCUGUCAAUGUGUCCCCCCUCUCAGGUAUCGGCUAUGCAGGGCAGUUGAUCCUCCUGUACAGCUGUAUGUGUUACAUCAUCAUCCUGGCCUGGGCUCUGUUCUACCCGGUCUCCUCCUUCAGCGCUCAGCUCCCCUGGACCAGCUGCACCAACCCCAGGAACACUGGUACGUACCCUGGGCCGGCAGCACCAACCCCUGGAACACUGGUACGUACCCUGGGCCGGCAGCACCAACCCCUGGAACACUGGUAGGUACCCUGGGCCGGCAGCACCAACCCCUGGAACACUGGUAGGUACCCUGGGCCGGCAGCACCAACCCCUGGAACACUGGUACGUACCCUGGGCCGGCAGCACCAAUCCCUGGAACACUGGUACGUACCCUGGGCCACGUUAUAGGUACUAUAAAUACAAAAGUAUGUGGACACCCCUUCAAAUUAGUGGAUUUGGCUAUUUCAUCCACACCCAUUGCUGACAGGUGUAUAAAAUCGAGCACACAGCCAUGCAAUCUCCAUAAACAAGCAUUGGCAGUAGAAUGGCCUUACUGAAGAGCUCAGUGACUUUCAACGUGGCACCAUGAUAGGAUGCCACCUUUCCAACAAGUCAGUUGGUCAAAUUUCUGCCCUGCUAGAGCUGCCCCGGUCAACUGUAAGUGCUGUUAUUGUGAAGUGGAAACGUCUAGGAGCAACAACAGCUCAGCCGCGAAGUGGUAAGCCACACAAGCUCACAGAGUGGGACCACCGAGUGCUGAAGCGCGUAGCGUGUAAACAUUGUCUGUCGUUGGUUGCAACACCCACUACUGAGUUCCAAACUGCCUCUGGAAGCAACGUCAGCACAAUAACUGUUUGUGGGGAGCUUCAUGAAAUGGUUUCCAUGGCCAAGCAGCCGCACACAAGCCUAAGAUCACCAUGCGCAAUGCCAAUCGUCGUCUGGAGUGGUGUAAAGCUCGCCACCAUUGGACUCUGGAGCAGUGGAAACGCAUUCUCUGGAGUGAUGAAUCACGCUUCACCAUCUGGCAGUCCGACGGACUAAUCUGGGUUUGGCGGAUGCCAGGAGAACGCUACCUGGCCGAAUGCAUAGUGCCAACUGUAAAGUUUGGUGGAAUAGGAAUAAUGGUCUGGCACUGUUUUUCAUGGUUCGGGCUAGGCCCCUUAGUUUUAGUGAAGGGAAAUCUUAAUGCUACAGCAUACAAUGACAUUCUAGACAAUUCUGUGCUUCCAACUUUGUGGUAACCGUUUAGGGAAGGUCCUUUCCUGUUUCAGCAUGACAAUGCCCUCGUGCACAAAGCAAGGGCCAUACAGAAAUGAUUUGUCGACAUCGGUGUGGAAGAACUUCACUGGCCUGCACAGAGCCCUGACUUCAACCCAAUUGAACACCUUUGGGAUGAAUUGGAACGCCGACUGCGAGCCAGGCCUAAUUGUCCCCGACCUCACUAAUGCUCUUGUGGCUGAAUGGAAGCAAGUCCCUGCAGCAAUGUUCCAACAUCUAGUGGAAAGUCUUCCCAGAAGAGUGGAGGCUGUUAUAGCAGCAAAGGGGGGACCAACUCCAUAUUAAUGCCCAUGAUAUUUGAAUUAGAUGUUUGAUGAGAAGGUGUCCACAUACUUUUGGUCAUGUAGUGUAUGUAUUUUGACUCUUUUGUAACUUUCCCCAGGUCAUUGCUGUAAAUGAGAAUGUAUUCUCAGUCAACUCAAGUGGUAAAAUAAGGAAUACAAACAAAAUUAAUAUAAAGGGUGUUCUUUACCAUAAGAAUUGUUAGAGCAAGUUGUAAUUGUGAACAUUAUGUUCUCUCUACCCCAUUAGAUGACUGUGUUACUUCUCCUCUCAAACCAGACAGAUGAAAUCAACAUCUGCAGCCACUGAAUUCUGGGAUUAGGUUUACGGAUUCAACAUACCUUGAUCUUCCAGUUGGCCACAACAUUAAAGACCAGGGUCAUUUUGUCUACAGCUCCAACCAUCUCUUUCUCUAGGCUGCAUGUGCUGGUAAUCUGGGGAGUAUAGGGGAGGUGGGCAGUGUCAGGUGGGAGGUGCUGCUGUGUCUCACCCCUCUCUCUGUCUCACCCCUCUCUCGCCUCUCUCUCCCUCUCCCUGUCCCACCCCUCUCUCUGUCUCACCUCUCUCUCCUCUGUCUGUCUCUCCUUUGUCUCUCCCCGCUCUCUCACCCCACUCUGUCUCUCUCCCCUCUCUGUCUCUCACCCCUCUCUGUCUCUCACCCCUCUCUGUCUCUCACCUCUCUCAGUCCUCGUCACCGUUCUCUGUCUCCUCAACCCCUCUCGUCUCUCCCCUUCCUCUUUUCCUUUUCCCCCCCCCCCUGUCCCCCACACCCCCCUUUUGGGUUUUUCUCCCCCCAACCUCCCCGGGGGCCUCCCAAACCCCCCUGGGGGCCCCCCCCCCUCCCCUUUCCCCCCCUCGCCCCAACCCCCCGGGCCCCCCCUCCUCUUUGUCCUCCCACUUUUCCCUCCCCCCUCCUCCCUCUGUUGGGGGCCCCCCCGCCCCCUGGGGGUGUUUUUCCCCCCCCCCCCUCUCUUGUCUCCCCCCCCUCUCUGUCCUUUUCCCCUCCCUCCCCCCCUCUCCCCCCUCUUUCCUCUCCCCUCUCCCGUCUCUUCCCCCCUCUGCUCUCACCCCACCCCCCUUCUCCCACCUUUUUCCCGUCUCUCCCCCUUUUGUCUCUUCCCCUUUUCGGGCCCUCGCCCCUCUGGGCUCCCCCUCCUGUCUCCCCCCUCUCUGUCCCCCCCCUCUCUGUCUCUCAACCCCCCCCUGUCCUCAACCCCCCUGUUCCCACCCCCCUUUUUCCCUUCUGUCUCUUUUCCCCCUCCCCUUUCCCACCCCUCUCCUGUCCCCCCCCCUCCCCUGUCUUCCCCUUUGUCUCUCCCCCCCCUCUGUCCUCACCCCCCCUCUGUCUUCCCCCCCCUCUCUGGGCUUCACCCCCUCCUGUUUUCACCCCCCUCUGUCUCUUUUUCCCCCCCCUCUUUCCCCUCCCCCUCUCUUCCUUUUUCCCCCCGCUGGUCCUCCCCUCCUUUUUUCUUUCUCCCCCUCUUUCUUUUCCCUCUCUGUUCUUUUUUCCCCCUUUUCUUUAUUAACCCCCCUUUCUGUCUCUUUUCCCCCCCUCUUUCCCCCCCCCCUCUCUUGUCCCCCCUCCCCCCCUCUCUUUCUCUCCCCCCUUGUUCUCCCCCCCUUUUCUUCCCCCUCUGGGCCCACCCCUCCUGGGCCCUUCCCCCCCCUCCUUUUCUCUCCCCUCUCUGGGCUCUCCCCUCUCUGUUUCCCCUUUCCCCCCUUUUGUCUCUUCCCCCCAUUUCUCCCCCUCCUUUCCUCCCCUCUCUGUCUCUCCCCCCUCUCUGUCUCCUCCCCCCUUUGGGCUUUCCCCCCCCCUCUGUUCUCCCCCUCUCUGUCUUCCCCACCCCCUCUUUCUCAACCCCCUCUUUUUUCUCCCCUUUUUUCCCCACCCCUCUCUUUUCUCUCCCCCUCUCUUUCUUUCUCCCCCCUCGUCCCCUCUCCCCUCUCUGUUCUCACCCCCUCUGUCUCUCCCCCUCUCUGUCUCUCAAAAACCCCCCUCCCCUUUCUCAACCCCCCCCCUUCCCCUUUUCUCCCCCCCUCUUUUCCUUUUCCCUUUUCCCCUCCCUUCUCGCCUUUCCCCCUCUGUCCCCUUUUCCCCCCCCGCCCCCCCCCUUUUGUCUCUCCCCCUUCCCGUCUCUCAAACCCCCCUGUCUCACCCCCCUCUGUCUUUUUCCCCUUCUCUGUCUCUCACCCCCCCCUCCCGUUUCUCCCCCCCUUCCCCUUUUCCUCUGUCAAAACCUCCUCUAUCUCUCUAACACCCCCUCUGUCUCUCUCCCCCUCUCUGUCUCUCCCCUCUCUCUCUCUCUCCCCUCUCUGUGUUUCUCCCCUCUCUCUGUCUCACCCCUCUCUGUCUCCCCCCUCUGUCUCUCUCCUCUCUGCGUCUCUCCCCUCUCUGCGUCUCCAAAGAAUAAACACCAGCCUCUCCCGGGACUGUGCCCUGCGACCCAAUGUACACCUGGCCCACCAUCCCACCCUCGAUCUGGACUGUCUCUAUGACCAUGUUUACCCACACCUGGAGGAGCCACAGCCCGGAAGGCAGAGCUAUGCACAGGCUGUGAGAGGAGCAACUGGCCCAGCCCCCACCAAAGAAAUUAGUGACAUUAAACAAAUGCAAAAUGUGAUAGGCCGAGGGUCAUGGUAAGAUGAGCACAAGAACUCCACCAUCCUCACACUACAUCCACCCAAGUGGCAUGACACAAAUGCUAUCUUAAAUGAUAAACGAAUCACAUUUGCAUAUUAAGAGUUUAGGUUAAUUGAAAAAUCAUAUUUUAAUAGUUAUUGUUGGAUUGUGAGUGUUUAUCUAAUUUUGAAGGUAAAGAAAAAACAGUUAUGAAAUCUUUUUACGUUGCAUGUUGGAAUUUAUAAGGUUUGAAGUCCUCUGCUUUUGGGCUAAAGAGCAGAAACCCAGACUUCCUGAAAGAAAUGUAUGAUGUUGAUAUUGUAGUACUACAGGAAACAUGGUGCAGAAGUGAUGUUUCCACUAGCUGUCCACUAGAUUAUAGGGAGAUAAUCGUACCAUCCACCAAAUUAAAAGGAACCACACAGGGCAGAGACUCAGGGGGAAUGCUAAUAUGGUCUAAAUCUGAACUAACUCAUUCAAUCGAAUUGAUCAAAACAGGAGAAUUCUUUAUCUGGUUAUUUUAAGGCUAUUUUAACAGAUAGAAACGUCUUCCUCUGUGCCACAUACAUUCCCCUCAGAGUCACCCUACUUCAAUGAAGAGAGUUUCUCCAUUCUAGAGGGGGAGAUUAGUCACUUUCAGGCCCAAGGCAAUGUACUGGUCUGUGGAGACCUGAAUGCUACAACAGCAGAAGAACUAGACACUUUUAACAGUCAUGGGGACAAACACCUACCGGGAAGCAACAACAUUUCCCUCCCCACAUACCCCCCAGAAACAACAAUGACAAAGUGAAAAACAAAAAUGGAGUACAGCUCCUGAAGCUCUGUCGAACACUGGGUCUGUACAUAGUCAAUGAUAGGCUAAGAGGGGACUCUUUUGGUAGGUACACCUACAGCUCAUCCCUUGGCAGCAGUACCGUAGACUACUUAAUCACCGACCUCAACCCAGAGUCUCUCGGAGCCUUCACAGUCAGCCCACUAACACCUCUCUCAGACCACAGUAAAAUCACAAUGUAUCUGAGAAGAGCAGAACCCAACCAUGAGGCAUCACGGCCCAAUAAAUUACAUGGUACUAAACAGGCCUAUAGAUGGAGUGCAAACAGUACAGAAAUCUACCAAAAAGCAAUUAGUAGCCAAAAAAUACAAUCUCUCCUUGAUAACUUUUUAGCCUUAACAUUCUCCUACAGCAAUGAAGGUGUAAAUUUGGCCGUUUGGAACAUAAACUUUAUUUUUGACAAAUUAGUCUCCUUGGCUAAUCUAAAUCUAAAGAAACAUAAGAGCAAACCAAAAAGAAUAGAUAAUGAAAAAUGGUUUGAUAAUGAUUGCAAAAAUCUAAGAAAGCCAUUGAGAAAUUUAUCUAAUCAAAAACACAGAGACCCAGACAACAAAAAUAUGCCUUCAAUAUGGGGAAACACUGAAGCAAUACAAACACACCCUAAGAACAAAAAAGGAACAGCACAUUAGAAAUCAGCUGGAUGUAAUUGAGGAAUGCAUAGAAUCAAACCACUUCUGGGAGAAUUUGAAUAAAUUAAACAAACCUCAUCAUGAGGAAUUGGCCAUCCAAAAUGGGGAUAUGUGGAGAAAUCACUUUGCAAACCUCUACAGCAAUAUAACAAAGAGCCCAGAACAAUAAGAUAUACAAGAAUAAUUACAAAUCCUUGAAUCAGCAGUCAAAGACUAUCAGAAUCCUGUGGAUACCCCAAAUACAGAACAAGAAUAAUUGGAAAAACUAUGCUCCUGUGGUGCUGAUGGUAUUUUAAAUGAAAUGAUCAAAUAUACAGACACAAAUUCAAAUUGGCUAUACUCAAACUCUUCAACAUUAUCCUCACUGCAUGUAUUUUCCCUGAUAUUUGGAACCAAGGAUUGAGCACACCAAUCUAUAAAAAUGGAGACAAAUUUGACCCAAAUAAUUACAGGAAUUUGCGUUAACACCAACUUGGGGAAAAUUCUCUGCAGUAUCAUAAAUAGUAUUUCCUUGAUGAACACAACAUCCUAAUCAGAAGCCAGAUUGGUAUUUUUUAAAAUUAUUGUACAACAGAUCAUAUUUAGACCCUCCACACUCUAAUUGACAAACAAGUAAACCAAAACAUAGGCAAAAUCUACUCGUGUUUGUAGACUUCAAUAAAGCAUUUGAUUCAAUUUGGCACAAAGGUAUUUUUUUAUAAACUAAUAGAAAGUGGUAUUGGAGGGAAAACAUAUGAUGUUAUUAAAUCAAUGUACACUAAAAACAAAUGUGCGGUUAAAAUUGGAAACAAGCAAACAGACUUCUUCUCUCAGGGACGUGGAGUGAAACAGGGCUGCCCAAUAAGUACAACACUAUUUAACAUCUACAUUAAUGAAUUGGAAAAAACAUUAGAAGAAUCGGCAGCACCUGGUCUCACCCUACACAACACUGAAAUCAAGUGUAUGAUGUACGCAGAUGACCUGGUGCUACUGUUUCCCACUAAGGAGCGGUUACAGCAGCAUCUAGAUCAUCUGCACAGGUUCUGUCAGACCUGGGCUCUGACCGUUAAUCUAAAAAAAACAAAUAUAAUGUUAUUCCAAAAAAGGUCAGGAAAUCAGGAUGACAAAUAUAAAUUCUAUUUGGACACAGUUCUAUUAGAACACACCAAAAACUACACGUAUCUAGGACUAAAUAUCAGCAACACAGGUAGCUUUCACAUGGCUGUGAAUGAGCUGAGAGACAAUGCAAAAAGAUAAUUCUAUGCCAUUAAAAGGAACAUUAAAAUCAAAAUUCCAAUUAGAAUCUGGCUAAAACAUUUCCUAUCAGUUAUAGAACCAAUUGCUCUAUAUGGCAGCGAAGUAUGGGGUCCGCUCUCUAAUAAUGAAUUUACCAAAUGGGACAAACAUCCAAUCGAAAUACUGCAUGCAGAGUUUUGCAGGACUGUAUUGCAAGUGCAAAGAAAAACUCAAAAUAACGCAUGUAGAGCAGAAUUGGACCAAUACCCCCUCCUUAUUCGAAUAGAAAAAAGAGCCAUCAAAUUUUACAACCAUCUAAAAACAAGUGACCCCAAAACAUACCAUCACACAGCCAGCUGGUUCUGAGACUCAGUUCACUAACCCAAACCAACCUCAUAGAGCCUCAGGACAGCACUCAGAAAAUCUGGCCCAACCAAAUUAUCACAAAGCAAAAAGAAAAAUAUAUCACCUAUUGGAAAGACACCACAAAAAAUGAAAGUAAACUUCAAUGCUAUUUGGCUCUAAACAGACAGUCUGCCACCAUGUACUAUCUGACUACUCUGAUAGAAAACUGAGGAAAACACUGACUAGGUACAGGCUCAGUGAGCACAGUCUGGCUAUAGAGACCGGUCGUCACAGGCGAACCUGGCUGCCCAGAGAGGACAGGCUGUGCUCACUCUGCUCCAGGGGAGAGGUAGAGACAGAGCUGCAUUUCCUAUUACACUGUGACAUAUACUCAGACCUAAGAGAAUAUUUAUUUUCCAAAAUUAUCAUUCAGUACAAAGAUUUUGAAACUAUCAAAUAUUUAUUGGGUGAAAAGCCAAAAUGUGCAGUUUUGGCAGCCAAAUAGUUGUACUUGUCACGAUCGUUGAGAGACGGGUCAGACCAAGGUGCAGCGUGCGAUGUGAACAUGUUCAUUUAACUCAAAUAAACUCAUGACAAAACAACAAAACAACGUAACCCCACAGGGGGUAUGACAUUUUUUUAAUGUAUGCACUAACUAACUGUAAGUCGCUCAGGAUAAGAGCGUCUGCUAAAUGACUAAAAUGUAAAUGUAACGUGAAGUCCAAGGCUGUACACAAUACAAGCCUAACACAGGAACAAGAUCCCACAACUAAGGUAGGCAAACAGGCUACUUAAGUAUGAUCCCCAAUCAGAGACAACGAGAUGUCUCUGAUUGGGAAUCACACCCGGCCAAACAUAGAAACACAAUACCUAGAUCCUAAACAGAGAGAUACAUCACAUAGAUUUCCACACCCUGACUCAACAUACAAGAGUUCCAUACGUCAGGGCGUGACAGUCCUCCUGUCACAACCUGAGGGACAGCCAGUGAAAAGUGUAAUGUAAUGUUAAUAAUAUUUCCUGUUUUGUUUUGGCUUUCAAACCAUGUCAUGUGUCCUCUCAGUCAUGUUGAGACUGGUCGACUACUAUUGCUGUAAUGUAUUGUUAUUCUCGUUAAUAUUGUUGUUGUAGUUAAUGGUAAUCCCCAUUUACACUACUACUGUUACAGUGGGGGGAAAAAAUAUUUAGUCAGCCACCAAUUGUGUAAGUUCUCCCACUUAAAAAGAUGAGAGAGGCCUGUAAUUUUCAUCAUAGGUACACGUCAACUAUGACAGGCAAAAUGAGAUUUUUUUUCUCCAGAAAAUCACAUUGUAGGAUUUGUUAUGAAUUUAUUUGCAAAUUAUGGUGGAAAAUAAGUAUUUGGUCAAUAACAAAAGUUUCUCAAUACUUAGAUAUAUACCCUUUGUUGGCAAUGACACAGGUCAAACGUUUUCUGUAAGUCUUCACAAGGUUUUCACACACUGUUGCUGGUAUUUUGGCCCAUUCCUCCAUGCAGAUCUCCUCUAGAGCAGUGAUGUUUUGGGGCUGUCGCUGGGCAACACAGACUUUCAACUCCCUCCAAAGAUUUUCUAUGGGGUUGAGAUCUGGAGACUGGCUAGGCCACUCCAGGACCUUGAAAUGCUUCUUACGAAGCCACUCCUUCGUUGCCCGGGCGGUGUGUUUGGGAUCAUUGUCAUGCUGAAAGACCCAGCCACGUUUCAUCUGUUGAUGGAAGGAGGUUUUCACUCAAAAUCUCACGAUACAUGGCCCCAUUCAUUCUUUCCUUUACACGGAUCAGUCGUCCUGGUCCCUUUGCAGAAAAACAGCCCCGAAGCAUGAUGUCUCCACCCCCAUGCUUCACAGUAGGUAUGGUGUUCUUUGGAUGCAACUCAGCAUUCUUUGUCCUCCAAACACGACGAGUUGAGUUUUUACCAAAAAGUUAUAUUUUGGUUUCAUCUGACCAUAUGACAUUCUCCCAAUCCUCUUCUGGAUCAUCCAAAUGCACUCUAGCAAACUUCAGACGGGCCUGGACAUGUACUGGCUUAAGCAGGGGGACACGUCUGGCACUGCAGGAUUUGAGUCCCUGGCUUUGUUACUUUGGUCCCAGCUCUCUGCAGGUCAUUCACUAGGUCCCCCCGUGUGGUUCUGGGAUUUUUGCUCACCGUUCUUGUGAUCAUUUUGACCCCACGGGGUGAGAUCUUGCGUGGAGCCCCAGAUCGAGGGAGAUUAUCAGUGGUCUUGUAUGUCUUCCAUUUCCUAAUAAUUGCUCCCACAGUUGAUUUCUUCAAACCAAGCUGCUUACCUAUUGCAGAUUCAGUCUUCCCAGCCUGGUGCAGGUCUACAAUUUUGUUUCUGGUGUCCUUUGACAGCUCUUUGGUCUUGGCCAUAGUGGAGUUUGGAGUGUGACUGUUUGAGGUUGUGGACAGGUGUCUUUUAUACUGAUAACAAGUUCAAACAGGUGUCAUUAAUACAGGUAACGAGUGGAGGACAGAGGAGCCUCUUAAAGAAGAAGUUACAGGUCUGUGAGAGCCAGAAAUCUUGCUUGUUUGUAGGUGACCAAAUACUUAUUUUCCACCAUAAUUUGCAAAUAAAUUCAUUAAAAAUCCUACAAUGUGAUUUUCUGGAGAGAAAAAAAAUCUAAAUUUGUCUGUCAUAGUUGACGUGUACCUAUGAUGAAAAUUACAGGCCUCUCUCAUCUUUUUAAGUGGGAGAACUUGCACAAUUGGUGGCUGACUAAAUACUUUUUUUCCCCACUGUAUUAUUGCUGUUGGUCCCACCAUUUUUGUUAUAUGUAUACUUUGACAAUGUAAGUCAUUUAACUUGCCAUGUCUAUAAAGUCUAAUGAAUUGAAUUGAAUUAGAGAGAGAGAAAGAGAGAGAAUAUUGUGUUCCAGAUCUCUAGCUGUGAUCUACUUAAAGAGAGUGGUCGUCCUAUUCACACCUCUCUUCUCCUGUCCCCAGGGUGGGAUGUAUGUGUUCCAGCUGUUUGACUACUACGCCUGUAACAGAACCUGUCUGCUGUUCCUCUCUGUGUUCGAGUCCCUGGCCAUAGGAUGGAUAUUUGGUGAGGCUGAUAUGAACUAA
Messenger RNA from Coregonus sp. 'balchen', 24880 nucleotides. Lineage: Eukaryota; Metazoa; Chordata; Actinopteri; Salmoniformes; Salmonidae. The record is from the annotation of a GenBank genome assembly.